Messenger RNA from Lactuca virosa, 717 nucleotides. The record is from the annotation of a GenBank genome assembly. NCBI's taxonomy places the organism in Eukaryota, Viridiplantae, Streptophyta, Magnoliopsida, Asterales, Asteraceae.
AUGGGAUUUAGAAAUUUUACGAUUGUGAAAUUCGAUCAACAUCACACCGAUUCCGUCGGCCUCACCAACUCCAUCACAGAUGCCAAAGACAAUGUGGUGAAGAGAGGGCUAAAUCGAAGAGAUGCUUGUAUUCUUCUCUUCCGUUCUUAUCGGCUUUCAUUAUUUUAUUCGUUGUUUCCGAUUUCCACGUCGCCGCCCUCCUCCUCCAAUACUCUUUCGUUCGCAUUUCCUUACUUCCUCUUUCUUUCUUCUUCACUCUUCCUUACGUCUCUCUCCCUCGAAACCCUUCAAUUGGCUGGUCAUAGUUUGCAUCAGGUUGCCGACGGCGGCGACGCCCUUAUUUUAAUUCAGCUUAUCCCACCGCCUUUUUUUGGACUCACCUUCGUCGCCUUCCAAUGGGAUGUCUUCUCCUGCUUUCCUUUUAUCUCUAUUUGUUCUCAAUCCCUUCUUACUUCCGUCCGUCUAAUUUCGCUUUUCAUCACUCUACAAAAUCUGGACGACCGCCAUUCAGAUUGCCGCUUCACUACCUCUCUCUUACCCAAUAACAAAAUCAGAAACAGAAAAGAAGAAGCAGGUUUCGAUUUCAGUAUAUUGAUUGAGUGCGGAGUUCUUUGGUUGAUUAGGCGUGCAACCCACUUCAUAUGGAGAUUUGAAGGAGAGUUUCACUAUGCAUCCCAACUGGUCGAUGAAAUGCUUGAACCAGGAUAUUUCGUUUGA